Molecule: messenger RNA, 6696 nt
Organism: Chrysoperla carnea
Lineage: Eukaryota; Metazoa; Arthropoda; Insecta; Neuroptera; Chrysopidae
Gene: Ptp69D
Product: tyrosine-protein phosphatase 69D
Exons: 10
Coding region: 200-4570 (1456 amino acids)
Biological process (GO): protein dephosphorylation
Molecular function (GO): protein tyrosine phosphatase activity; protein binding
Source: RefSeq, a predicted model, not a curated record
AAAAUUUUUUUGAACUUUCAAAAAAAAAAAAAAAAAAACAACAAAACAAUAAAAACAAUGUCAAAGAUUUGCAUGUAAUGUGAUGUGUUUGUAUAAUUUGGAUGUAAGAAGUUUAUUAUAAAACAGUGCUUUUAAUCACAUAAUGUAACAAGAACAAUACGAAAUUUUCCCAAUGAAAAUUUAGUAUACGGCAAACGCCAUGAUCAUUUGCCAAGCCCAUUAUUUUAUUUAUAUUUUUUCAUUAGUUUUUAUCAAUUUUUAUACCGGUCAAUGUAACAAUGAAAUUGCCAAUAACAUAGAUUUGGAGACGCUGUCUCAUCCAACAGUGAACGUAACCACAAAUAUUUUAGCAAAAAUUGAUAAUAAUAUUACGAUAACAUGUUACGUAAAACCAAAUGCCUCCCAAAUAUGGUGGACUCUACAAGAUUUCAACAUCACCGACGAAGAAAAAUAUUCAAUAAUUUAUUCCCCACCAGACAGUAAAGAAUAUUCGCAAAGUAUUCUAACAAUUUUAAAUGCAGAACUCACAGAUACCGGAAAUUAUACGUGCAACGCCAUCUCUUUGCAAUCCGUACAACCAGCGAUUGCAACUAGUUACGUAAAUGUAACGAUACCUGGUGAAGUGGUUGCAAAAAAGGAUACAGUACGUUUAAAAAUCGACGGACAUGAUACCUUGUACUGUGUGUUCAAGGGUUUACCAUUACAGAAUUUCCAUUGGAUAAAAGAGAACGAUACAUCGAGCUACGAAGAUCUGAAACCAUUAACGAAUAGCACACGCUUAAAUGAGACUCACGUGAAUAUGACCCUAAAUGUUGCGGGUAUUAAUCGAAGCGAUAAUGGAACGUAUCAUUGUAUCGCGGAAGAUGCUAUUCGUGGAACUUUCAGUGACAGUGUCACACUUUUGGUUUUGGAUAAGCCACAAUUACAAGUCGAUUUCCUGAAAGCUGUUGGAGCGCAUAUGAUUUUCAUCAAUUGGACGGUUAACGAUGGCAACGAUCCAAUUUUAAGAUAUGAUGUACAAUUUAUGGAAAAUGGUGUAGAAGCCUGGCAAUUUUAUCAAGAACAAAUCGGCGGGGGUAACAAGUCAUAUGUACUAAAAGGUUUUAAUAAUGGCACUGAAUAUAAAUUUCGUGUACAAGCUGUUAAUUCACUGGGAGCGAGUUUACCUGUAAUUACGCAAUCGAUACGAACGUUAGAUUCAAAUCCAGAUUUUGUACCGGAAAUUUCCGUGAAUGGUGUGACGUUUAAUUCGAUAACAAUUGGUUGGACCCAACCACCGCCUGAAUUAGCGGAUCAUGUUCAAUAUUAUGAGCUAGUCGCACAAGCUACUAAUUCUACAACGAACAAACAAGCUGUACAAACUGCUCAAAGUAUGCCGUUGUAUCUUUUCAUAAAUUUGGAAGCCGCAACUACGUAUACUUUUAAGGUUCGUGCUUGUAACGAAUAUACCGGGCAAUGUGGUCUAUAUUCCCAAGUUGUGAAUGGAACAACAAUGGAUGGAGCUGCCGGACCACCAGAAAAUGUUCAAGUCCAAUGUAAAUUUGAUAAUAUUAGCCAAACUAGUUUCUUAUUUGUCACUUUUGAACCGCCCAAAAAACCAAAUGGCAAAAUAGUCCACUACAAUGUUCAAUUAAAUGGCGUAUCGGAAUUCAAAAAUGAGCGUGGUGUACGAGAUCGUAAAACUUAUGGCCCUAAAAUCAAAACUGUCGAUGAAAAAUCACGCGUUGCACGUUUUGAACAAGUACCACCAAACACAAACUACACAGUCGAUAUAUCAGGUACAACACGUCCCAAAAAACAUGGCGAAAAAAUAUCAGUCAAUUGUACAAUGCCACCGACUGUCCCAAUCAAAGAUACCCUACUGAAAUUUUAUUGGACCAAACUAGAAGAGAAUGGGAUAUUCAUUUUUAAGUUAGCAAUCCCGAAAAUAUCUGAACAUACAGGACCAAUUUGUUGUUAUCGUGUAUUUUUGGUACGAUUAAAACCGCAACAAACUUUAGCCGAAUUACCUCCCCCAGAUGAUAUGACAAUCUCAUCUUACGCCGAAGUACAUCAGAAUGGUAGUGGGGGCGCGUAUGUGGCUGAAAUGUUUACCAGUGAUGUUCAACUUACCUACGUGUUUUUGGGUGAUUCUCUUUGGCUUAAUUCCUCAAACACCGAUUGCGUACGAUGUGUUGGUUUACAACCAGCGAAAAACAAGCCAAAACCUUCAACAACGACUACUACCUCGACGGAAACCCCCGUAGAAACAACUUCAAUUACCUCAACCAGUACUCUUAGUUCAACAGAAAGUAUCUUAGAAGACGCCACACUAAAUCCAAAACUUUCAUUACGAAAACGACAAAUUUAUAAUCGAAUUCGACGUAGCACAAUCGAUAUUACGAAACUUAUCGAAACAAAUGCUGAUAAAGCAGAUCCGACUUUACCGUAUGAUGGUCCUUUGGACGAAAAUAGUAAUUACACGGCAUUUGUAGAAAUUAUAGUUCAUGGGGCAGAGCCUCGACAAACAAUGGCCACAUAUACAGCAUACAUGGAUUUAAUGAGACCCGCAUCUGAUUUUAUUCCAAUUUCAGCGUUGAAUGAUACAAGCUUAGAGCCAUUGGGUCUAGUCACCCAAAUUAUUUGUGGGAUCUUGUUAAUUGCAAUCAUUUUUAUUCCAGCGAUUUGUAUCUUACAUAAAUAUACGAAACAAGUGGCACGAGCUCAAGGGGCAGAAAUGAUAACAUUACGUAAUUCAUUUAGACAAUUAUGUCGAAGUUUACGAGGACGGCAUCAGUUAGUUUCAUCACAUCCUCCUAAUAUGGCCCCAAUUGCCAAAGCUGACCUGUUUGACGCAUACGUAGAACGGCAUAGAGACUCUGAUUACGGUUUUCAACAAGAGUUUGAACAGUUACCAGAUCGAUUUCCCGAUCGUACAACUAGAGCUUCCGAUGCCAGGGAAAAUAUUUAUAAAAAUCGUUAUCCAGAUAUUAAAGCUUACGAUCAAACUCGUGUGAAAUUAUCUCAAGUGGACAGUAUCGCUGGAUCCGAUUAUAUUAACGCAAAUGUUGUUUUGGGGUACAAGGAACGAAAAAAAUUCAUAUGCGCCCAAGGACCAAUGGAUAAUACGGUAUGCGACUAUUGGCGUAUGAUUUGGGAACAACGAUUAGAGUUAAUAAUGAUGUUAACGAAUUUAGAGGAAUAUAGCAAAACAAAAUGUGCUAAAUAUUGGCCAGAUAAAACAGAGGGAACCAAAAGUUUCGGGGAUAUAAAUGUGAACCAUAUAAAUGAGUCACGAUACUCGGAUUAUAUUAUACGUGAGCUAAAAGUGAUUCGAGGAACGGAAGAAAGAUCUGUUACACAGUAUCAUUUUUUGGUUUGGAAAGAUUUUAUGGCACCAGAACAUCCACAUGGUAUUUUGAAGUUUAUUAAACGUAUGAAUGAAGCACAUUCGUUGGAACGUGGUCCCGUUUUGGUGCAUUGUAGUGCGGGUGUUGGACGAACUGGAACAUUAGUUGCGUUGGAUUCGUUACUUCAACAGCUUCAAGAGGAACAGCAAGUUACUAUUUUUAAUACAAUUUGUGAUUUACGACACCAAAGAAAUUUUUUGGUUCAAUCCUUAAAACAAUAUAUAUUCGUGUAUCGAGCGUUAAUGGAGAUGGCACAGUACGGUGACACAGAAAUGCCAGCAAAUAAAUUAAAAACAAUAGUGAAAAAUUUAAAAAAAUGUGACAAGGAUAAUAAAAGUGGAAUGCAAGAGGAAUAUGAGAAAUUAAAAUCAGUUUUAGAAGAUAGAAAAGCAUUUUCAGUGGGUACGGGUGAAGAGAAUCGACCAAAAAAUCGUAGUGAAUUAGUAAUACCAUACGAUCGAAAUCGUGUAAUAUUAACACCAAUACCAGGCCAUGAACAUUCCACGUACAUAAACGCUUCAUUUAUCGAAGGCUACGAUAACAGUGAAUCGUUUAUUAUCACUCAAGAUCCAUUAGAAUCAACCACACCCGAUUUUUGGAGAAUGAUCUUCGAACAGGGUGUUAAUAUUAUUGUUAUGCUGUCAGAUUUAGGUAGUGAUAAUACCAAAAAAUGUCCAAGAUAUUGGCCAGAUGAUGAAGUGACGUAUGACCAUAUUCGUGUCAAAUAUAUACAAUCAGAGAGUUGUCCGUAUUAUACACGACGUGAACUAAGUGUUACCAAUCGUAAAGUCGAUGAAGUUGUUAUGGUCACACAAUUACAGUACCAUGGCUGGCCUACAGUUGAAGGGGAAGUACCAGAAGUAACGCGUGGUUUAAUUGAACUCGCUGAUCAAGUAGUACAAGCACUUGAAGGCAAUACUGUUGCAUUUGGAAGUCAUACUCCUCCAACGGUUGUUCAUUGUUGUUAUGGAUCUGAUCGAAGUUCAAUGUUUGUGGAUAUUUGUAUUUUAAUUCAGCAACUUCGAAUUGAAAAACGUGUGGAUAUCUUUGCAACGACACGUAAAUUACGAUCUCAACGAAGUUGUAUGAUCAACACAUUUGCUCAAUAUGAAUUUUUGUAUCGUGCCAUAUUAAAUUACGCCGAUCUCCAUCAUCUUUGUGAAGAAGUCUCAGAUACAUAAAUUUCUUGUUAAUUCUUUUUUAAUAAUUAUGACCUCAAUCACACAUGUCACGGUGACGUCAUUGUGACGUAAAAAGUACAAGAAAUAAUCAUUUUUCAUCAAAAAAAAAAAAAAACAAUUCACGCCAAAGAUUUUUUUUAUUCAAAAAAACACUCAUUAAAAAAAAUUCCAAAAUCAAUAUCAAGGAGAUUGAAGAGAAUCGAGAAUCGACUCUGUUUUAUUUUUAUUUUUGAAAUAAUCAUUCAUUCAUAUUUGAUUCAUUUGCUUUUGUAUCCAUAUCGCCCGCCAUUUUGUUUUAUUUAUAAUUUUUAAAAUAAAAAGUUCUCCUUGAUAUGAUUAUGGGUGGUGACUUAGACAAUUUGGAAAAUCCAUUAUGGAAAAAAUUUAUUAUUUUUUAAGUGUUUCACAAUUUUAUCGCCACCGAUUUGCAAUAAGAAAAAUAUAUUUUGUAAUACAAAAAAUGAAAAAUAAGGAUUGCUAUUGUUGCCAUGGAAAAAAUAUGUUUUUCACACACAAAAUAUGGGAAGAGUUCAAGUAAUAUGUAAACAAAAUUUUCUUCAACUCAUGUUUCAAAGAAUUUCAAGUUUUUGCUAAAGUGUUUGUUUAAUUAUUGCACUGGAACUUCAGGAUCCUAAGGGGGGGGGGGGUCAACUUAGAAAAUCUGAAGAUAUCAGGAUGGGCUUGUCGUAGCCAUUCUUUGAUUCGGAUGGGAUACUGUUACUUCGUUUAUAUAAUCUUAUUUAUUGGGUUCAUAGAUGACACUGUCAUCCUUGUCUAUUGGGUGUGACAUUUCGAUUAUCGACUAACUUCAUGGUGUUAAAAAAUUGUAACUAACUUCAACAUGUAGUUUUCGUGUAACCUUGUGCGUGCGCAUCAUCAAAUUUCACUCUCAUAUUUCAUAACGCGCCUAAAGAAGUUUAACUUCAAAAAUAUUCUGACAUUCUAGAAUUGACUUCUAAACUCCUAAGUCUUCAUCGAUAUCUCAGAAUGAAUAUCUUCUGCAUCAUUUGAACCCCCAAAAUUCCCGUUUUUCUAGUUCGAUUUACUUUUGUAAAUGUUUUUUAAUCAGAAUAUGACGCAAAUAGAAAUUUCUGUAUUUUAAAAUGGAAGAAUUUCACAUACAGUCAGAGAAUUUAAAAAGAAAAAGUCAGGUAAUUUUCUCGAGCAUAAAGGUCCGGAAAAUUUGUUUAUGGGGAUGGCAGUAGUGUAUUUACAUCGCUAGAGAGCGUUGCAUCUGCCAUGGCAGCCACUAUAUUUCAUUCAUCACAUUAUUUUAGACAGUUGGGAUUGAAUUUAGACCUUGGCAAUUAAGAGGCACACUGUCCACCUCAAUUUCACCCCUCCGAUCGGAGGUAAAGCAAUAAAAAGAUGGAUCUAUUGACCAUGAUUACAUAAUACUUGAACGCAACCCAAUUUUUUGUUUUAUACAAGAAAAUUUUUCAUGCUACAAUUUUGUAUUUAGAAAAAAUGUAUGGAAAAUAAAUCCGUUUUUUUUUUUAUUAAUUUAUAAAAAGCAAUUUUAGCAUUUGUAUUUGAUAUUUAGCUUUUUGUGGAAAAAUUUUUGUAAGGCUACAAUUUAUAUAACCAUGUGAUAUUAGGGGAAAAACAAUCUCAAGCUGUAAAUUUUUCAAGCUACUUUGCUUUUUAUAUCGAAACGUUUCAUUUCUAUAUAUAUAGAUUUUUUUUUUAAAUUUUGUGGAUUUUGUAUAUAUAUAUAAAAAAAAAGAAAAAAAACUUGAAAAAAAGGACGCAACGAAAACUUAGUUACAUUCCUGAAGAAAACCUUUUGUAUGAACCCCAAAAAUCCUUUCUCCUUAAUAUCCUUUCCCUUGUUCCUCGUCACCUAAUGGUGUAGUCACUAACAAGAGUCUUUUUUUGAAAUCUCAAUUUUAGAUUUUAAUUUAAAUUAUUUUUUACUUUUUGACAUUUUUCAUUCAUUUUCUUCUAGCUUGUUUUAAUACUCUCGUCGAAACUAAAUCGGAUAGUCCCUAAUAUUUCAGGCCUUUAAUAUUUUUAAGAUUUGAUAUUGGGAGGCUUUAGAAAAAUUGUAUAUUUUAAAGUGGGGGGAGGGGGUAAUUAAUUUUGAGAACCAGUCAGACUGGUCACAUUUUGUACCACCACAGAGA